Messenger RNA from Scheffersomyces stipitis CBS 6054, 426 nucleotides. RefSeq lists its product as uncharacterized. Bases 1 to 426 code for a protein of 141 amino acids. The record is from RefSeq and is a predicted model, not a curated record. The transcript has a single exon. Lineage: Eukaryota; Fungi; Ascomycota; Pichiomycetes; Serinales; Debaryomycetaceae.
AUGACCCAAUUUUCUUCUAUCAAUAAGAGAAAAGAAUCACAGGACAAAGACUCUUUGGACCGAAGCAUCAUCGGCGCCAAUCAGACCAUCAUCAAUUCAAAGUUAAAGAUUGCAAAAAUUAACAAUGCAAAUUCUAGCAAUGUCAAUUCAAAGAAACAGGUUAGACUUCCAUCUGCUAGUCCAACAACGGAAUUGUCUUCAAAUGACUCUUCACAAAAACCUGGCUUCAAUAAGAAAACUUCAAAGAGAGGUAAAUCUGCUAAUGAUGUUUCUGAAAGUGCAAAAGGCAAUGAAUUGAGCUACCUGCUGGAUAUGGAGAACAACUUUGAUGAAUUCUACAACAAGGUCAUUUUGAAGAUUGUACAAGAAAAUGAAGGAGUUGAUUCACUUAUACAAGCACUAAAAUCGUUUAAGUUGGAUUUGUGA